Messenger RNA from Medioppia subpectinata, 456 nucleotides. Lineage: Eukaryota; Metazoa; Arthropoda; Arachnida; Sarcoptiformes; Oppiidae. The record is from the annotation of a GenBank genome assembly.
GCCCAGAAGUUCGCCGAAAGCACUUUCCAGAGCCGACGCAUUCAGUCCUUAAUUCUUGUCAAUAGCUUUGCCGACACUUCGGUCUUCAAUCACACGGAUUCAGCCGUUAUGUUUUGGAUGACUCCGACUCCUCUGCUUAAGAAGUUAGUGAUGGGCAGCAGUUCUAUGCAAACCACUUCUAGAGAUCAAUCCAUUUUAGACGCCAUUCAGUUUAUGGCAGACAAAUUGGACACUUUAUCUCAACCAGAGUUGGCCUCCAGACUGACUCUCAAUUGUCUUAACUGUUAUGUCGAACCGCAAAGACUCCAGAAGUUAGACAUAACUCUAUUGGAUGUGUUCGAUCAGUGCGCUCUGAGUCAAUCAGUUCGCGACGAGUUAUACAAACUAUAUCCAGAGGCGCGAAGAGCUCACCUCAAGAGUGGCGGCAAUUUCCCGUAUCUGAGCCGUUGGGAUGAC